AUGCUUUGCAAGCCAGCCCUUUGCAGCCCAGUGGGAGGAUUCAGCCUUAGUCUUAGCAAUAUUGAGGGGUGGGCAGUGGUAGAAGAAUUGGGCUCAGGGGGCCUCUUCGCCACCAGCAGCAGAGUCGGGCCUUCUCCGUGUGCAGCCGAUUACAAGAGCACUGAAGAACGCCGUUGUGUUUCCCCAAAGAUCACAGCCUGCAUUUUUUUCUCACAGGUUGAUACUUACGAUGUGACGGUGACAGAAGACUUGGGAGAAAUCCAGCUGAUAAAAAUAGAAAAACGGAAGUACUGGUUUCCGGAUGACUGGUAUCUCAAGUAUGUCACCGUGAAAACACCGAUGGGUGACUACCUGGAGUUCCCCUGCUACAGAUGGAUUACGGAUGAAAAGGAAGUCGUACUUCGAGAUGGGCGAGCCAAGCUUUUUGGAGAUGACAAAACUCAGAUCCUUAAGCAACACAGACGUAAAGAAUUGGAGGACCGCCAGAAAAUGUAUCGGUGGGCAGAAUGGCACCCAGGCUUCCCCCUGAACAUAGACAGCAAAACCCACAAGGAGCUUCCUCGGAACAUCCAGUUUGACACUGAGAAGGGAGUCGACUUCAUCCUCAAUUACACCAAGGCAAUGGAAAAUCUGUGUAUUAACAGUUUCAUGCAUAUGUUCCAGUCUUCCUGGAGUGACUUUGCAGAUUUUGAGAAGAUCUUUGUCAAAAUAAGCAAUACAAUUUCCGAAUAUGUGAUGGAGCACUGGCAGGAAGACUUCAUGUUCGGGUACCAGUUUUUGAACGGGUGCAAUCCUGUACUGAUCCAAAAGUGCACAGAAAUACCCAAGAAGUUUCCGGUGACCACAAAAAUGGUAGAAUGCUGUUUAGAGAGGAAUCUGACUCUGGAAGAGGAAGUCAAGCAAGGGAACGUUUUCAUAGUAGAUUAUGAAAUUCUGGAUGGUAUCGAAGGCAAUAAGACAGACCCAGGGACACAACAGUAUUUGGCUGCUCCGAUCUGCUUGCUGUAUAAGAAUUUACAGAAGAAGAUUAUGCCUAUUGCAAUUCAGAUCAAACAAGCUCCGGGACCAGACAACCCUAUCUUCCUUCCAUCCGAUGCGAAGUACGACUGGUUACUGGCCAAAAUCUGGGCGCGAUCGUCCGACUUCCACAUACAUCAGACUAUUACGCACCUCCUUCGCACUCACUUAAUUUCGGAGGUGUUCGGCGUGGCCAUGUUCCGUCAACUCCCGGCUGUCCACCCUCUCUUUAAGCUCCUGAUCCCCCACGUUCGAUACACGAUCGCCAUCAACACCAAAGCCCGGGAGCAGCUUAUCUGUGAAUAUGGCCUUUUCGACAAGGCCAACGCCACCGGAGGAGGCGGCCACGUGCAGAUGGUCCAGCGGGCGAUGAAGCGCUUCAGCUACAGCUCCCUCUGCUUCCCGGAGGAAAUCAAGGCCCGGCUCAUGGAAAGCAAGGAGGACAUUCCCUACUACUUCUAUCGGGAUGACGGCAUCCGAGUGUGGGAAGCGGUACAGAGUUUCGUGACGGAAAUUGUCAACAUCUAUUAUGAUAGUGAUGAAACGGUGUGUGAAGAUGUGGAGCUGCAGGCCUUUGUGAAAGACAUCUAUGUCUAUGGGAUGAGAAGCAACAAAGCUUCAGGAUUUCCUAAAGCGAUCAAGACCCGGGAGAAGCUGUCAGAAUAUCUUACGGUGGUGAUAUUUACGACGUCAGCACAACACGCCGCUGUAAAUUUUGGUCAGUAUGACUGGUGUUCCUGGAUUCCUAAUGCGCCUCCAACGAUGCGCUGCCCACCUCCUAAAGAAAAGGGAAGUGUUACCAUCGAGUACAUCAUCCAGAGCCUGCCGGACAGGGGCCGCUCUUGUUGGCACCUGGGCGCGGUGUGGGCCCUGAGCCAGUUUCAGGAGAACGAGGUGUUUCUGGGGAUGUAUCCAGACGAGCACUUCACAGAGAGGCCCGUCAAGGAAGCCAUGAAGAGGUUCCGCGAGAACCUCGAUGAAAUCACAAGUGGCAUCGCUGAACGGAACAGGAAUAAAAAUCUCCCGUACUAUUACCUUUCCCCAGAUCAGAUCCCAAAUAGUGUGGCUAUCUGAGUUGCACUUUGCAAAGACAGGGAGCUGGAGCUUUUAACAAAAAAUUAUAUGCAGGUAGCUUCAGAUCAAGAUAGCAGCGAAUUCUAUCGAUUUGUUAUUCAUUGAGAGUCGUGUUGCCGCUAACAAUAUUUCUCAGAGCUUUCUGUCAUAACAUAGAACUUUUACGAUUGAAGAGACCUUGCUCUUCCUUUGUUGUGAA
Messenger RNA from Varanus komodoensis (Komodo dragon), 2290 nucleotides. RefSeq names its product arachidonate 5-lipoxygenase (gene ALOX5). Gene Ontology annotation, cellular component: nuclear envelope. Gene Ontology annotation, molecular function: arachidonate 5-lipoxygenase activity; protein binding; iron ion binding. Lineage: Eukaryota; Metazoa; Chordata; Lepidosauria; Squamata; Varanidae. The record is from RefSeq and is a predicted model, not a curated record. Gene Ontology annotation, biological process: linoleic acid metabolic process; lipid oxidation. The coding region runs from base 1 to 2091 and encodes 696 amino acids. The transcript is spliced from 15 exons.